Brienomyrus brachyistius is the source of this 1036-nucleotide messenger RNA. Its product is annotated as lecithin retinol acyltransferase family protein. Gene Ontology annotation, molecular function: phosphatidylcholine-retinol O-acyltransferase activity. Lineage: Eukaryota; Metazoa; Chordata; Actinopteri; Osteoglossiformes; Mormyridae. The record is from RefSeq and is a predicted model, not a curated record. Gene Ontology annotation, biological process: retinol metabolic process. Bases 1 to 648 code for a protein of 215 amino acids. The transcript is spliced from 2 exons.
AUGUCCCCUUUUGAGCUCCUGAGUCUGUUUUUUAUUGCGAGCAAAGUUGAAGAAGACAAGGAGCCCAAAUAUGACAUCUCGGUGUACAAGAGGGGGGACCUGCUGGAAGUUCCCCGCACUCUCUUCACACAUUUCGGCAUAUAUUUGGGGGACAACAAAGUUGCUCACCUGAUACCUGACAUUUUGCCAGUACUUUCUAGCAACAAGGAGGCCAUUAAGAGGAUGGUGACCAACAACAGGCUGGUCUUAGGGGUUAUUGCCAAGGUGGCCAGCGUCAGAGUGGAUUCUGUGAAGGACUUCGCCUACGGGGCCGAGAUCCUGGUCAACCACACGGACAAGCUGUGCGGCCGGCGCCCAUUCAGCGGCGAUGAGGUGGCCAGGAGGGCUGAGAAGCUGUUGGGUACCAUUUCCUACAGCCUUCUCUGGUACAACUGUGAACAUUACGUCAUGUACUGCAGAUAUGGAAUCGCAGUCAGCUUUCAGACUUACCAGUUUUGCAAAAAGGUGCGGAAGAUUGUCUGCAGCAAAAAGACGGCAUUCGCCAGUGCCCUGUUAGGGAUCUGUGUGAUGCUGUAUCUCAGAUCCGUUUCAGCGUACACAACGCUUCCUACAGUGUUCAUCUCGUUCACCAUCUGGAUGGCGUCGUAGCCCUGUUUCUCACAGCAGCACUAAAAAUCAGAGGCAUCCAUCCAUCCAUAUGCCAGGACAUUACAUGCGAUUUUGAAAUGGACCUUAAAUACAUUUCAAAUACUUGAAGCACUAAUACAUUUUAGUGAGAAAUCCACACGGAAGGUGGGUGAUAUUUCAACUUAAACGUUGCAGCUCACAGCGUCAUGCUAUGAGCUGAGAUUUUAUUAUUUUUCUUUUUAUUACCAUCGCAAGAUGUUUGGAAUUAAUUUCUGGACUAUUUGAUUUUUUAAAUCAUUUUAAUAUGCCAAACGCAAAUUCAUAUUUUAACCCAAUAAACAUUUUUUGAUGUUUAAGGAAUUGGAGCUUUGUAAAAUUUCCUAUGGUGUCUGUGGAACUAUGAAUUGUA